AUGGAUUUCGACGAGUAUGAGUAUUUAGAGAAAACGGUUGAAAAUCCGGAACCCCAGAAAGCAAAGGAAACUGCAAAUGGUGGUGAGGAAACUCUGAAAUCUGGAGAGAAAGGUCGCAGUCGAAGUUCAAAACAUAAGAGUGAUGAGAAAGGUCAUGAUGAGGAACGUCACUCAAAGCGUUCAAAAUCUGGAGAUGACUCACGUGAACACGAUCAUGAUCGGCACAGAGAGAGGGGAUCUUCUCGUCAUCGCUCACGGUCAAGAGAAGUAGAAAAGGAUCGCCACAGGAGUAGCCGGGAACAUAGAGGUAGGGAGGACAGGGAAAGGGAGGAAAGAAAUGGAAGGGAGAGAGACAGGGACAGAGACAAAGAGCGGGAUCCUGAUCGAGCCAGAGACAGGAGAGAACGCGACCGUGAGGGUGACAAGGAGGACAAGGACCGGGAGAAGGAGAAAGAGCGAUCACGCCGAAGUAGGAGUCAUUCAGAAAGGCAUCGAAGUGAUCGGGAUGAAAGAGAGAGGAGCCGGGAUGUGGAGCAUAAAGAAAGAGAUAAAGAGAAGGAUUUAAGGGAGCGGGAAAAAGAAAGCAGAUAUGCUAGAGCAAUCUUCAGAUGGUCUUUCUGGCAAUUGGGCCAGGCACAGCUCAGGUCAUGGGUCUUAAAUGUUUCUUCUAAACUUUCUGGACUCUAUUUAGAAGCUUGCAAUGCAAGAGUGAGGGUUCAAUGUUGGAGUUUUGAUCGCGGUGGUGAUGUCAUGUUCCAGAUAAUUGCAACUAGAAGACAUAAAGACAAGAAGGAAGAAGUGACAGAACCAGAGGCUGAUCCUGAAAGAGAUCAGAGGACGGUAUUUGCUUAUCAGAUUUGUCUGAAGGCAGAUGAAAGAGAUGUAUACGAGUUCUUCUCAAGGGCUGGCAAGGUCCGCGAUGUACGCCUCAUUAUGGAUUGCAAUUCAAGACGUUCUAAGGGAGUUGGGUAUAUUGAGUUUUAUGAUGCAAUGUCGGUACCUAUGGCGAUUGCACUUUCUGGUCAGCCUCUUCUUGGUCAACCAGUGAUGGUGAAGCCAUCAGAGGCUGAGAAGAAUCUGGUUCAAUCAACAUCUGUGGUUAGCGGACCAGGUGGGAUGAUAGGCCCAUAUUCUGGCGGAGCUAGAAGGCUGUAUGUUGGAAAUCUCCAUACCAAUAUAAAAGAAGACGAUCUCCGCCAGGUUUUUGGAGCAUUUGGUCCUGUAGAACUGGUUCAGUUACCUGUUGACGAAACUAACAACUGCAAAGGUUUUGGAUUUGUGCAGAAAUGCACUGAGUUUGAAUGGAAAUUGGAGUUUGCAGGUCGACUAAUUAAGGUAAUGGCACUUUACUAUAUUGUUACAGACCAAGCUGGAAUGCAAGAUCUUGGAGCAAAUGCUGGUGAUUUUGAUGACGAUGAAGGUGGUGCUUGGUUAUCAUUGAAUGCCCCGCUCUCGGCAAAAUCGCAUGCAGAAAUUGUAUCGCAGUGGCUCUGGGAUCAGUAUUGCGGUCCCCUAGGCACUCCCUCCCCUGUCCAUAGCACCGUUGGUUCUUUACCAAUGCACUACCAACACACACCACUCCUGGGAGCUGCACCAUGGUUCUCCCUCUUGUUCCUCCCAUCACCCGCUGUUCCUGGUAUCGCCGGACUUGGUGUUUGCUGGUCUUCAAAUUCCUACUCUACCUACCUUUUCCUUCUAUAG
Prunus armeniaca (apricot) is the source of this 1701-nucleotide messenger RNA. NCBI's taxonomy places the organism in Eukaryota, Viridiplantae, Streptophyta, Magnoliopsida, Rosales, Rosaceae. The record is from the annotation of a GenBank genome assembly.